Orbicella faveolata is the source of this 1143-nucleotide messenger RNA. RefSeq lists its product as uncharacterized. Gene Ontology annotation, molecular function: uracil DNA N-glycosylase activity. Gene Ontology annotation, biological process: base-excision repair; base-excision repair, AP site formation via deaminated base removal. The record is from RefSeq and is a predicted model, not a curated record. NCBI's taxonomy places the organism in Eukaryota, Metazoa, Cnidaria, Anthozoa, Scleractinia, Merulinidae.
AAUUCACUUCUCUGACCGGCACUUAGGUUUUUCAUCUUUUGGUAAUCGAUUUGGUCGUCCCGAGCUAUCUCAGUUAACGAGCCCUAACGUUUUCUUUGCGUACAAGUCUGACGUAAUCUUCGCAGAAAUGAAGAUUGUAAUUCUGGUUCUAGCAGUUUUCAUUUUGACCAUAUGUGAUGGUAGAACACAUAAUAAUGACGAGCAGUCUCAUUAUGACACGUGCAUGGAGUUACUGGAGACCGCUACCUAUGAGACGCACACUCUUAUGGAGAUUGUCUACGAUGAAGCCUGUAAGCCUGUGGGAUGGGAAGGAUUCUUUGAUCGAGAAGACGUCAAGGAAAUGGUGCAAGAAAUCUCCGAUAGACUCCAAUACGACUCUCAAGACCAGGGUCUGGGAAUAAAUCCAAAAAUAGGAUGGGUUUUCAGAGCAUUUCACAUGGUUCCCCCUGAAGAAGUGAGGGCCAUUGUAAUAGGCCAAGAUCCCGCUCCUCAACCCGGGUUAGCCACAGGGCUCGCUUUUAGUCUAGAUCCCUCCGUCCAUCCCACCAAAGUCCCAAGUGUCCAGAGAGUGAUCCUCGAGGCCCGAAACGGGGGGUAUUGUGUUGAUCCCACUGUGGGAGUCUUGAUAAGCUGGGCUGAGCAAGGCGUUGUUUUGCUUAAUACAGCUUUGACUUUGAUUCAAGACGAGAUCGGAUCGCAUAUCGAUCUGUGGAGUAAUUUCACUCACGAGGCUAUCAAGUACAUAAACGAAAACACCAAUCCAUCAGUUUGGCUUCUGUGGGGUUACAAUGCAAAAAUGCAGGAAGAAAAUAUCGAUAAAAGCAAGCACUACAUCGUCAAGGGUGGUCACCCAUCACCAAACGCAGAUGGGAAGUAUUUCUUUUGCCAGAAUUACUUCUCCUGUGCUAACGAGUGGCUGUGCAAGAAAGGGCGGGGCAUGAUCGACUGGAACCUAGUUCCUCUGCCCUGCAGGAAGUAUGAUAGUCGCUUGUACGAGAGAAUCCAUGAGGAUCCGGGUUACGCCAACGGAGAGAUAUGCGAAAUGAGAGCCUGUCCUGAAGAUGAAACAAAAAUGGUGUAACCUGAUCUGGAUUAAAUGAAUAAAUCGAAAGAAAUAAAAGAUACGUGAAGUGUUCAUUAUAA